Molecule: messenger RNA, 409 nt
Organism: Caretta caretta (loggerhead turtle)
Lineage: Eukaryota; Metazoa; Chordata; Testudines; Cheloniidae
Gene: PGPEP1L
Product: pyroglutamyl-peptidase I like
Biological process (GO): proteolysis
Cellular component (GO): cytosol
Molecular function (GO): pyroglutamyl-peptidase activity
Source: RefSeq, a predicted model, not a curated record
UCCAAGUUAGGCCUUGGUGAAAACAUAGACCUACACAUCAUGCAACUGCCAGUGGCUUACCGAAAAGCAAAGGAGCUUGUCUGCAAGAUAUGGGGGACUCUUCAACCACUACUUACUGUUCACAUCGGACUCACUUCAUCCUCCAAAGCGAUCAUCAUCCUUGAACAGUGUGGGAAGAACAAAGGCUACAAAGAGAUGGAUGUUUGUGGUUUUUGCCCAGAAGAUGGCUGUUGUCUGUUAGAUGGCCCAGAAAGGAUUGAGUCUACAAUUAAUAUGAAAACUCUCUGGAAAAACAUUUCGGUGGAAGGGAUUGAUGUCAUCUUUUCCAGAGAUGCAGGAAGGGAAAAAUAACUAUGGGACAGAGGCAAGAGAAGAUAGUGGGACCUAAAACUACACAAGCAAAAAGCAC